UUAAAACCCACUUCAUGCAAACAAUCAGAUCAAAGAAGAUGGAAAUCCUGUUUCUUCCCAAGAACAUCUGAAAAACACUCCCAGAAUAAUUCUUUUUUAAUAGAACUAAAUAAAUAAAACUUCCGUUUUGAUUCCCUGUUUUGGGAUCAUUUACACAAAGAACAUUUUAAGUGCGUAUAUAAAUAUAUAGAUACCAAGAAAUGCCUAUUGAAAAUGCCAGUGAUGAACUGGAGAAGCCCUUUAUUCAGCAGCCGAAAAGCGCUGAUCCUGAAGGAGAAAGCGGUCAAAAUGGAUCAAUUUUCAUGGUUUUGCUGAGUACUUUUGUCGCUAUUUGUGGCUCUUUUGAAUUUGGAAUAUGUGUGGGAUACUCUUCACCCACUCAAUCUUCUAUAAGACAUGAUUUAAACUUAUCCUUAUCCGAGUUCUCAUUGUUUGGAUCCAUUAUCACAAUCGGUGCUAUGUUUGGUUCAAUCACAAGCGGCAGAAUCGCAGACUACCUCGGUCGGAAAGGGUCAAUGAGAUUGGCAGCUGUUAUCUGCAUCGCAGGGUGGGUUGCUGUCUAUUUUUCUAAGGCAGCCUGGUCACUUGAUGUUGGAAGGUUCUCUACAGGAUAUGGCAUUGGGUUAUCCUCUUUUGUGGUGCCAGUAUUUAUAGGUGAAAUUGCGCCUAAGCAUCUCCGAGGAGGACUUGCAACACUAAAUCAGCUGUUGAUUGUCUGCGGAUCAUCUUUUGUAUAUAUUGUCGGAACAAUUGUAACAUGGAGAACAUUAGCUCUAACCGGGCUGAUCCCAAGUAUUUUAGUUCUUGUGGGCCUGUUUUUCAUCCCUGAGUCCCCUAGAUGGCUGCUGAAAGUUGGCCGUAGGAAAGACUUUGAUUUGGCAUUACGUAAACUUCGUGGCAAGGAUGCUGACAUUUCUCAUGAAGCUGCAGACAUUCAGGCUGGUAUUGCGCAUCUGGAAGAUCUUCCUAAAGUUGGAGUCAGGGACUUGUUUGAUGCCAAAUAUACGCGUGCUAUCAUAAUUGCUGUGGGAUUAUUUGUUUUCCAACAAUUUGGAGGGAUAAACGGAAUAAAUUUCUACUCUGGUGAAAUCCUCGCAGAAGCUGGAUUUUCAAGGGAAAAAGGGCAAAUUGCAUAUGCCAUAAUUCAGGUCCCCAUAACUCUUAUUGGAGCAACAUUGAUGGAUAAAUCAGGGAGACGGCCUCUUCUAAUGGUAUCAGCAACGGGAAUGGGCUUCGGAUCGUUCCUGAUAGGAGCUGCUUUCUAUCUCAAGGCUCAUGCUCUGUUGCUUGAAUGGGUUCCAAUGCUUGCUAUUUCUGGAGUACUUCUCUACAUAGCAACAUUUUCAAUAGGAAUGGGGGCAGUUCCUUGGGUCAUAAUGGGAGAGAUAUUCCCAAUUUAUAUAAAAGGUAUAGCUGGAAGUUUAGUAUGUUUAGUGCACUGGUCAGUGGCUUGGUUGAUUUCCUACACUUUCAACUUCCUCAUGACAUGGAAUGCAAUUGGGACUUUUUGGAUAUAUGCUGGAUUUUCCAUGCUUACAGUGCUAUUUGUGGCAAAGGUUGUACCUGAAACAAAGGGAAAAACACUUGAAGAAAUUCAGGCUGCUUUAUCAGCUCAUAGAACUGCUAAAAACAGAAACAGAAAUUUGCUGGAAGAUUAGUCCUAAAACUGUGAUGUCAUUUCAUCUGAUACUGCAACGUCGUCUGACAAAAUAAGGCUUCUGUAAUGAAAAGGGGUCGCCAAGAAUGUGCUGCUCAAGUGGUAAGGUUGAGGUCUGACGACUGCUCUGCUCAAUUUUGUACUUAGAAUCUCAAGUUCCGAUGUAACAACAUCUUUGGAAUUUCAUGUAGAGUUUGUAUGAAGAUUUCAUCAAUGUUACAUAUAUAGCUUCAGUUAGGCUGGUCUUGUAAUCUUUUGUUCAUACAAGAAAUGAGGUUGUUUGUAAUAGUUGAUGAUCUGCACUUUCAUGGAAAUGGAAUUUGCAAGAAAAUAUGCUGAAUUCAUGAUACAGCACACAAUUCAGAA
Molecule: messenger RNA, 2023 nt
Organism: Sesamum indicum (sesame)
Lineage: Eukaryota; Viridiplantae; Streptophyta; Magnoliopsida; Lamiales; Pedaliaceae
Product: sugar transporter ERD6-like 16
Biological process (GO): carbohydrate transport; transmembrane transport
Cellular component (GO): membrane
Molecular function (GO): sugar transmembrane transporter activity
Source: RefSeq, a predicted model, not a curated record